GUAGUUAUUUGUCAUCUCAAGAUUGUCAAUUUUCGUGAUGGAGAGGAGGUGUAAAAAAAGCUUUGGUGCAUUAAAUGAUUCCACGCAAACAAACUUCCUGAAAUUCAGAGGUUUUGUAUGAACUCGCUUCUGUUUAAUUUUUAAGUGAAUCAAGGAGUAAUCGGCCAAAUCAGAGUGAUCGUAGUUACUGAACUUCGUCGGACAACUCCAUUGAUUGAGACAAGAAAACAAACGUCAAACCAGUCUCUGCCCAGAGCCCGGCCGAAGCAACGGGUAAGGUGAAUGCCCACGCCCUGUCUAAUCCCGUUGCGAUGCUGGUGUUCUCAGAAUGUGCAAUUUCAUAAUUCCACUCUCCACACAAAAUCGAACUUAUUACGUUUCUAGGACAAGGUAACACUUAAAUAACCAACAUGGAUCUCGGCAAACCUAAUCUUCUUCGUUUUUCCAAUGUUGUUCUUCGCCUCCCGAGUGUUUUUAUUCUGGAAUCUCUUUACCAUUCGAGGGCUAAAAAACUGAUUGAAGAGAGCGAUGUGCUGAACAAUGAAGUGGUGGAAAAGCUUGGAGUUGCACCUGAGAAAUUAACUCUUGGUGCUCAAUAUGUUGGUUAUCUCAUUGCUCUUCUGUUGCAUGCUUUGCCGCUGCACAUGCUCUUCAAGUUCUAUGUCCACAUGAUUGUUGGUAUCCUGAUCCUUGCCUCCCACCAUCUCUCCAGCCACUACCUUGCCCUACAAGCCCAGGCUGACCCUGCCAGUCAUGAAUCUAUCUACAACACCACCUCCAGCAUUCAUCAGCUCUUCAUGUUCAUCGGUCUCCAGACAGUGAUCUGCGUGGUUUGCUCGCAGCUUCUCAAGACAAGGCACAUCUGGGCCUUUGCGCCAUACCUUUUACCGCUUCUUGCCCGAGCCUGUGGGCUGUCAGUGCCAUUCGCGGUGGUCAUGCACGCAAUCGCAGAAAUCAUCUGUAUGGUAGUCGUCACUGUCUUUACCCUGAGGCACAUCCUGGUGCCAUACCGCCUGGCCCUCAUUGGGUUGCAGACCUUGCAGGAGUACGUCGAGUUGUAUGGAAUUGUCAGUGUCGUUUUGGCCCUUUACAACAGGUUCUUUGUGCCUGCCAUAUACUUGGUGUUCUGGAUAACCAUAUUCAUGUACCAGCUCUACUCAUACUUUGCCAACAAAAGCCAUAUGGCUGUGCAGGAGAAAUGGGUUCUGAUCCUUCUUGCAUCUGUAGCGGAUUGUUGCGUCAGCCCCUGGAGCCUGGUUGGGCUCAGCUUUACAGUGUCCUAUACAGCAUAUAUUGUGCUUACAUUCUGCAAGGUGUACCUGAAGGGAUUCAGUGAGAGAGAACAAAGGGAUUUCCUGCACAGAGGAUGGACAGAAGGGGUGACUCUUAUGUUGCUGGCAAUGCAGACAGGCCUUCUCAGCCUGAAAAAGUUUGAGAAAAUCCUCCUCCUUAGUAUUGUACUCUUUAUUGUGAUCUCGUCUACAAUCCAAUCUAUCCAUGAACUGACCAACCCUGUGUUGUUGUCUCUUGGAGCAUCCAACAAUCGCAGUGUUGGGAAACAUGUCAAAGUUCUGGCCCUUAGUUUCGCCUUGAUGUGUGUCCCACUAUAUAUGAGCUACAUGGUUUUCACUAUUUUUGACAUGGAGUUGUGGCUUUUAAUCAUUGUGUCAAGUUGCUUGCUGACAGCUAUUCAGACUUUGGGUUCAGUCUUGAUCUAUGCCCUCUUUAUGGUGGAUCACCGCUACGAAACACCUUGGGAAUCGCUGGAUGAUGUAGUCUAUAGCAUCCAAUCUCUGUGCCAUAUUCUAGAGUUUUUCCUGGCCCUUUUUGUCCUCUGCUAUGGAGGGCUGGAAUCUAUGAAUGCCAGUUACAACCUCACUGGCGGAUUAGUGAUCAUGGUGCACUCCUACUUCAACGUGUACCAACGUGCUCAGGCGGGAUGGAAUUCCUUCAUGAAGCGUCGCAAUGCAUCACGGAAGAUCAGCCAUCUCCCCAAGGCAGACCCUGCAGAGUUGUCCUCCAGGAAAGAUCUUUGUCCGAUCUGUUAUGAAGAGAUGCAUUCAGCGUGCAUCACCCCUUGCAAGCAUCUAUUCCACAGUAUCUGCUUGCGGAAGUGGCUUUAUGUCCAGGAGAAGUGUCCGUUGUGCCACAGUGCUAUUGUGGAAUCCAAUCCCAGCGGGUCUGGUGAUAACGUAAGUCAAGACCAACAGCCCACCAACCAGGAACAAGACAGUUCGCAGCCGGGUGCUCGUGGGGAUGCUGAUUCAGCUACAACCGAGUCAGCCACAAGCAGCACCAAGGUACUGCCUUCACAAGAAUGCCCUCAAAAUGCUACCACCGAUUCCCAAUCAGAAUCUAGGUCAGUAUCAACAGUUUACUCGCGAGAAGAUUCCAACUCAGUGUCAAAAGGUGUUGCAUGUGUUUCCUCUGAAGACCAAAAUUGCUCCAAUAGCAUGCACAGUUCCAUUCCUGCUAAUGUUCCAGUGAGUUAAAUAAUGUGGAUAUUCAGAUUCUUUAUGUCUUUUUGUCUAGAGAAAUGUAAUGACAGUAAAUCUUUAGAAAAAUGAAACAGCAGAUAUUUGUGUGAAGAGUACAUGUAGCUUAAAAAGCUCAGUGCAUCACCACUUGACAUGCUAUACAUGUACUUUAUACAGAGUUGCUGUAUAUUCAAAUAUUUUUUUAAAGAUGUACAUUGCUUGUUGAAAUUGCAGGUGAAGUUCCAUUAAAACUAUUUUCAAAUUGGAAAGUUUGCGGAAAUGAAAUAUAAUCAGGUAUGAUUUGAAAAUGGAAUAAUCUACUUGUACAUGUAUGUGAACAAGUAUAGUUCACCCCAUUAGAUUGGACCUUUCUUUAUUUGUCAUUAGAGUGCAAAAGCUUUCUUGCAAAAUUGCCAUUGUCCAUUAGGCUUGCCAGUAUAAUCCUGCAUUUGAUCAAAUUCUUCUUUAUGAAGGUUUUGUCCACCGGAACAAAAAUUUGAUUUGAAACAAAUGCAGACAAAAUAAUAAAACUACCACUUGCACAUUACAAACUGUUACAUGCACGCAUGUUAUCACUAGUCUGCACAAUACAUUGUAUAUGAGUACAAUUGUACAUCUAUGUGAUAUUUUUUUUUGGGGGGGGGGCUCAAAUAAUGUAAAAAAAAAUGAUCUGACUCCUCAUCGAACCAGUGAAAUCAGCAUAAAUGUGUAGUUCAACAAAGAAAAGUGAAGUACAUAAUUUCAAUUAAAUGUACAAUGUACCUGUACAUGUAGUUGAAAUGUAUAAAAAUUAUUACAUGGUACAAUUGUACACAAAGAUAGUGUUUGACAUACAUUAAAAGCACUUACACAUCGUCAUCAACCAUGAAGCAUUUUGCUGUUAAAUACAGAUAAAAAUUGCGAAACUAUAAAAUCUUGUAUAUUUCUCAUCCUACAUGUGUAUCAAAUUUUGAUGAAAUUGUCAGUAUUUUGCUUGUGUAUUUGUACUUUAUUCCUCUUGAUAUUGGAUGGACUUGGCAUUUAAGUCUUCUUUAAUGUAGAUAUUACAGUAUAAGAUUUAUUAUGAAACGGGGAUAUGACAGGGUUAAUGAUCAACAUUAUGAGUACAUGUGUAACAUGCAUACAUGUAUUAUGAUGGCCUUUGAUCCCAUUUAUACAGUAAUGCAAACAUGUAUGUGUGUAGAUGUUUUUAAAGUAUUUUAAUGCUAAAUUUUAUACUUGUGAAUGACUUGAAAAUGUACAAAUUGUAUUAAUACUGUACAUGCAUACAUUUAGAAAAAUAUUUACAUGUACAUGUAGAUGUUUCAGAAAUGUCGACCAUGUAAUCUGCAGUAAGUUCUAAUGGUAUUCCAAUUUCUUGAAAUUAUUAAAGUGCAUACAGGUAUUGUACAGUGUACAUGUAAUUUUACAUGAUGCAAUUUCAUUUGAUAUAUUGCCAUUGAAUUGAAAGAUAAUUGAGGCUGACUUGAAAAUGAUAAUGCUGAAUUUCCAAAUACCCAAUUUUGGUUUCUUCCCAGUCCCUGCUUACAAAUUGCAAUUACAGUGUACUACAUUGUAGUCUGUAUUGUGCAUAUUUAAAGUGUGAUGAACAUUACUCAUCAAAAUGCAGAAACUCUUGUUAUUUUCAUUGAAAUGCUUAUUCUAAAUUCACUUCCUAGAGCUGCGUCACCUUGAGUUUUAUGAAUUAAAAUGGCAUGCCCUAAACUUACAGAUCAUCUGCUACAUGUAGCUCAUUGCUUGUUGCUGAAAAAAACAUUGUUUCGAAGGGGAGGGGCAUUUUAAAAAAUAAGUGAAACCUAACAGAUUUAUUUUCUUUCCCUGCUGUGCUGUAAGAAGUAUUAUUUUGAAUGUGAAAGGAGCCAAGACUCUAACAUCAACCAACGUAUUUGUUAUUUAGUUGUGCUGAUAUUUGAUAUAUUGUGAAUGCCAAAUUGGUCUUAAUAAUUUGAAAGCUUUAAAAGAUGCCUCACUUGCCAGUUGCCACAACUGAUAUGAAAUAAUUGAUUUCAAAAAUAUGUUCAAGAUGUAAAGUCUCUCUCUUGCUGAAAUGUCCCAUUGUGUAUAAUUUAAAUAGAAUUAUGAAAAAUAUCUUUAUUUUUUGACAAAUAUGAUUUAAAAGGUGAUAUGUUAAGUCAUUGGUGAGCUAAUGUAUGUACUGAUCAUAAUUUGAAAUAUUUGGGUAGUAUUCUAUGCUGAGCAUUAAUGUUCAUGUACUAUGGUGGUCAGCAGUGUUAGGGGCCCUACUGGUAUACAUGUAGCUGAUUUCUGACCACCACUCAUGAUAAACACCACUUCCGACCACCACUAAUUUCAAACAUUAAAUGUUUCAAGCAGAACUCUGUGCAGCUACAUGUAAUUGUACUUGUAAUGAUUAUGUUGUUUUGUUUGCACGAUUUACAACAAGCAUUAUCUUUUAAAAAAUGCCAAUGCCAAUAGUAAAAUGAUGUUCAUUCACUUUAAAGGCAUCAAAACAAUUACAUGUAAUUCUGCAUGCCUAAAAAAAAAACCCCAAAAACUUAGCCUUACUGUGAAAUUGCGACCACCACUGAGAAGUCUGUACGUACAUAGCUAGAACACUGAUUUACAUUACAUGUACACAUGCAAUCCUGUGCAAAACAUGUGUACAUCAAUGAGGUGGUAUGUUUGAAAAAUUCUCCAUAACAGGAAGAAUGAAAAUGAGGAAGGAAGACAUUGCUUACAUUGUAGGUUGUUAUAGUUCAAAUCAUUCAUGGCAUGUCACUCAUUCUCUUUAAAGUGGCAUUAUCGAAUUUCAUUCCUGGUGAUGGCUAAUCAAUGCUAGCUACAGUGUACAUGUACAUGCAGUCAUUAAUUUGACUCCAAAGGGAUUGAUGAUAAUAGCUUUGAUUGGUCAGACCUAUUAAACAGAGCUCGACACUAGCAGUGGCCGGGGGCAACCAAAAAUGAGAGUCGGGCCACCAAAAUUCUUUAAAAGCCUGUAAUUGGUGGCCCAGUCAAGCUACCAAAGUUUUGAUAAAUUGUAAUGUUUUCUAUCAUUUUAGCGCCACCAAAUAUGCUUUUCGGGCCCCCAAGAAUAUGAAAUUGAUGAUUUUGGUGGACCGAUCGGGCCACCAAGAAAAAAAGUUAGUGUGGAGCCUUUUGCCUAUAAAGCAACAUAUUUCUUUGGUCUGAACGUGGGGUUGGUUUUUUGUGCAUAUUUUAUUUAAUGUUUAUACAUGUAUUUAACAAUAUAGGCCUAUACAUUUUUGUUGAGAAAUAAGAUUUCCGUACAGGUAUAUCAUGUACUUUGUACAUGCAUUGGUCCUGUUCAUUUUACUCUACUGUUGACAUUGGCAUGUUGGUCUAUGUGUGUUAGGCCUACAUGUACUUGUAGUCUUGUACAUGUACAUGUAUUUAAGGCCUAUGUGUACAUGUACUGUAUUUUUUUUUAAAAGGAGGGUGUAAUAGAGUUUGUUUACCGGUAGGCCUAUACAUUCAAUUCAGACUGACUAUCCACAAACCUACAGUAGUCUGGCAAGAAUAAUGACAAGCAACACUUUAUUUAUAGCCAAAUGCAUAUUGUUCAGUUUUUCCAAUUUGAAGAUGACCCUUGAUAACAUUUGAUAUCAAAUUCAACCUUGCAUAAUGUAAUUUCAUGCUUUCAAGGUCAUCAGGUAUUAUUGUAAAAAAAAAGAUGUGUGCAGCACUUCAUUGCCCAUCACAAGUAGUAGUAUGCACAAUCAUAUUGGGGACGAAUAAAGAGCACUUGAUGUAGUGGCAUAUGGUUUAAGUUUAAAUUAGCCUAAUUUAAGGGUCAUAUUGAUUUGUUUUAUGUUCAUUUCCGCUCUUGUCAAAAUUUUUGUCAUGUCGACAAACUUUUAUGUACUUCAAACUAGCUGUCAAAUUCACCUUUAUUUUAUUUUAUUUUAGGACUUUGAAUGGAUAAGAGCAUGGAUAGGUAUUGAAAUGAAUAGUCAUUGGUCCAAAUACUGUAUGCUCUCAAAAGUAAAGUCAGUCAUGAUUACAAUGACCCAUAUUUUAAAUUGUGGUUUUAGCGAUCUUUGGAGGCAGAAGCAUCAAGCCUUUGAGAGGUUGUCACAUUUGAAUGUUUCAGCCAGUGUAAAACUGAAAUGUAUAUGUACAUGUUGCAAGCCAUUUCAUCAUUUAAUCCUAUUUCUUGAUAAAUCUUUGAUAUCAACAAUUUCCAUUUGUUAGUUUAACUAACAAAUAAGUUUAGAUAAUUUCAUUAUAUCAGGAAGUAGUAUCUUGAUGAAUUCAAAUUGAUAUAAGUACAAUUCUUCAUGCUGAAUAUCAAUGAAUAGAGUUCUUUAUAUCAAUAAAUGCCAUUUGUUAAAAAUAUGUCUGAUGAUUUUGCUAAUAAUUUCUUGAGUAUCAAGAAAUUGGAUUAAUGACUGAACUGCAUGCUAUACAUACAGUGCAGUGGGUCAGCAUGCUGGCAGUAACAUCCAGCUGCUACACCCUAUUUAAAAUGUGUCUUUCUCAAAUUUAUGACUAUUUUUUCAUGCUUUAAAUACGAAGAAAAAUAUAAUUGCAUUGUAAUUGCUAGAGAGUUUUCAGUUUCUGAGAGAAUCAAAUGUGCGGAUGCAUUGAACAUUAAGGUCAGUGUGGCUAUCCAUACACGUACAUGUAGCUUCAUGUAAACCAUGAAUUCAGACCAUGGUUUAAGCAUGGACCUAGCAGGGUGCUGCAUAACUUUGUAGAGGCACUUGCCCGGUCGGGCAAGUAAAUGUUUAAAUAGUUGGAAUAUACUUGCCCAAAAAUCUAUUCACUUGCCCAAAAAAAUCAUUGAAAAAAAGUGUUA
Lytechinus variegatus (green sea urchin) is the source of this 7257-nucleotide messenger RNA. RefSeq names its product RING finger protein 145-like (gene rnf145). The transcript has 2 exons. Bases 411 to 2492 code for a protein of 693 amino acids. The record is from RefSeq and is a predicted model, not a curated record. Gene Ontology annotation, molecular function: ubiquitin protein ligase activity. Lineage: Eukaryota; Metazoa; Echinodermata; Echinoidea; Temnopleuroida; Toxopneustidae. Gene Ontology annotation, cellular component: endomembrane system; endoplasmic reticulum.